AUGUUGUUACCUGCUAUUGGCCAUUUUGUUAACGGUAGUCAAAUUCGAACAAACACUGGAACGCCAACGAAUAUCUCGUUUUUUACAACAAUUAUUGGGUAUCCAAGCGUAAAUAAAUCAAGUGCAACAGAAGCAAUUCUGAAUGCAUGCCUUGCUAUUGAAAAACAUAUUGGUAUAAAAUCAGAAGAAAGUCGAGUCAAUUGUAGUGCUACUGUCGAAUCACUCUUAACUGAACUUAAAAAUAUAUCGCCUAGGCUCAUUCAAACUUGGGACGAAGCAGUUAUUCUUUUGCAAUCAUUCGGUCUCUAUAAACAAGGUGGUGCUGCCUAUGAUCACUCUAUAAUGUGCACGUUGUAUAACUCGUCUGCUCUUGUUAGACGUCAAACUAAAUCAGGAAAUAUUGCAGUAGAAAAGCCUGUACUCAAUAUUGCUGCAGCAGCACAUCCAGCUGAUAUAUUUUCAUCUGUAUCUAGUCAGUCGGAUGAUGAUAGUCUCAUGGCUCGGUUCUUGUUUUCUGCUUCUGAACCCUGUAUUCUUUUAUCAAAUGAAAUCAGGUCGCUCAACAUUGACGAACCAAGUCUUACUCAUUUACUAUACAUUAUAUAUUGUUUUAACUCGACAGAACAAAACGAUGUACGACGAACAACAGAUGAUGAUUCUCCGCGUAUAUUAUAUUCGUACUCUGAAAAUGCGCAAAAGGUACACUGUUUUUAAUUGAUAGCUACUGUUUUCGUUGAAGCAUGCAAUUAGAUUUCAAAUAUUAUAGAAAGAGAAAUGAAAAUAGUGUUAGCUAUUGAAUGAACAUGCCUGUAGAAUUUAAAUAACAUUGAGAAAUGAAAAUAAUAUUAGUUGUUGAAUGAGCAUGUUUGUAGAAUUUAAAUAACAUGCAGAAAUGAAAAUAAUAUUAGUUAUGAAUGAGCAUGUCUCGAAAGUGAAUGAUAAUCAUAUAUAACAUCAUUUAAGAAAAAUUUUUUUUUCAAAGAUACGAAUUUCUCGUUUUUUUUUUCUACAGAUCAUUAACAAUGUUUUUGAUGAGUAUACCCUUCAAAUUCGAGAAGCGUAUGGAGUUGACCAAGGCUUAGGAUCAAUUUUAGGCAAAGCAAAAGUGCAAGUAAGCAAAUUGUCUGGAGCUUUACAUGCCACCUCUUUGGCUUCUGCUGUUUUUGAUCAAUUGAUAAGUGAUAAUUCGUUACCUGGUUAUUAUGACAAGACAAACUCAGUUUUUGAUCUACUCAAGCGAGUAGUAAGCGAUUUCAAAGAGACACACAAGUGGACAGCAAUCUCUGAAGCUACAGCAAAAGCAGCUGUAUUAUUAAUGGAUUACUUCGUAAUUCAAAAAAAAAUAUAUACAAAUCGUAAGUUGUCUCGGAUAUGAGCUAUAUUUUACAUCUAAUGAAAGGUGUCAAGACUCCACUAAUAACCUGUAGAUUGUAACGAACUUAAUCAUUUUACACUUCUCACAGUUUUGAUGAAUAAAUAUGGUCGAAUUAUUAAACAGAUAUCUAUAGUUGUAUUGCUCGUCUUUUUUUUCAAUUUCUUCCUUCCUUUCCCCUUUUGUUCUUCCUCUUGCUUCUCACCUUCAUUCUCUUUUUCUCAUCUCUCGUCUCUUAUCUCCUUUCUUUCUUUCUUUCUCUCCCUCAUGUAUCAUUGUUUCUUCUCAUUUAGAACAUCUUGUCUUUCUCUCACUCUACCUUCUAAUGAACUGAUUCACAUACACUUAUCAAAUGCUGAACCUCUCUAACAGAACUGCAAAUAAUGCAUGCCAAUAAUGACAUUACCUUGUACUCAGAAAUAGAAUAGAAUAAAACAAUUAUUUGCACACAAACUCUCCUAAAUAUGAAUUGAAAUUGCUAA
This is a messenger RNA of Rotaria sordida, 1854 nucleotides long. Lineage: Eukaryota; Metazoa; Rotifera; Eurotatoria; Philodinida; Philodinidae. The record is from the annotation of a GenBank genome assembly.